Molecule: messenger RNA, 750 nt
Organism: Bicyclus anynana (squinting bush brown)
Lineage: Eukaryota; Metazoa; Arthropoda; Insecta; Lepidoptera; Nymphalidae
Product: trypsin-like
Exons: 4
Coding region: 1-750 (249 amino acids)
Biological process (GO): proteolysis
Molecular function (GO): serine-type endopeptidase activity
Source: RefSeq, a predicted model, not a curated record
AUGGAUGUUGAUAAUCAAAACUGUGAAGAUACACAUGUCUCAGAUUAUCCUUAUUCAGUUUCGAUCCAGAAAAAAGGCGCCCAUUAUGCCUCUGGUGCUCUAAUACAUAACAAAUGGAUAUUAUCUGUUGCUGGAGAAUUCUAUCAUAUAAGAGAAUCAAUCAAACUAUUUAGGGCACGACUGGGAUCACUCAACUGCAAGAAAGGUGGUGUUCUAGUGCCAUUAAAAAGAAUAGAAGUUCAUCCAUCAUAUAUCUACAAUCAACCUGGGUUUGAUCUAGCUCUGCUCAGAAUCGGUCACGGGGUAAAGUGUUCCAACAAUAUCAGACCAAUCAGCUUAUCGGAUGUCAGAAGCUCGGUCAUCAAUGCAAAAUUUUUGGCAACAUAUUGGCCAAGACUGAUGGUUAGAGGCAAGGUUCUACCACAAUCAGCAAAAGAGCGUAUAAAGCAGAACAGAAUGAGAGUGUCGACGCAGAAAACUUUACCUUGGAAAACGUGCAGUAAUAUUGUGCAAGCUAGUAACUAUACGUUACAUGUGUCAAGCCUAUGUUUGAAGCCUAUCACAUCUCAUCACAGCUCGUGCAUGCCCGAUGUUGGCGCGCCUAUAAUUGGAGACGACGGUCUUUGGGGCAUCACCUCGGGAUGGAUAACAGAUGACUGUUCCAAUUAUAAUAGUCCUACUAUUUUUACUAGAAUCUCCAUAGAACCGAUUACAACCUGGUUAAACACAUUGCUAGAUGAAGAUAAAUGA